CCGCCGUUUAUCUUCAGUCUUGAAUGGUUGCCUGAGAUAGAGAGCAGACUGCUAUCACCAUUGCAAGAUGCAUCUCGUUUUUGCCAUGGCCGCAUCGUUUGUCUUUCUUCUGGCUAACUCUAUCUUGCUUCAAGCUACCAUUACUGGGCCAGCUCCUACAGGUGGUAAUGGUCCUGGGCCUCAGGUGUGUCCAAUGUGCUGCCGGGGACCUGCUGGGACACCUGGAAUUCCUGGCCUACCCGGAAGUCAGGGUCAGUUUGGACCUACAGGGGCGAAGGGCGAUGUUGGGGUCAAGGGUCAGAAGGGUGAGAUUGGUCUAGUUGGCGCUGUUGGACACCCUGGCCCCAAAGGGAACGACGGAAUGGGCCUGCCUGGUAAGGUGGGUCCCAGAGGUCCACCUGGUUUAAUUGGAAACACCGGGGAAGCGGGGGUCAAAGGUCAGAAAGGCGAGGCGGGAGAGACUCCUGGUAACUCUGCCCCUCUGGUGGCGUUCACCGUGACGCGAAGAAGUGGCUCGGAUCCCUCUACUAGUCACGAUACUCAUUUGCCCUUUGAGCAUGUUGAGACGCUUCUGCUGGGUACUACCUUUGAUCUUGCAACUGGGACAUUCACCUGUAAUGUGGCGGGGACCUACGUGUUCACGUUUUCUGUAGGCAAAUAUUCCUCCAGCCGCCUCUGGGUUCAUCUUAGGAAAAACAACGACGUGGUUGUCUCUGGCGGUAACAAUGAUUCCAGUCACAAUGAACAGGUGUCUGGGAGCGCGGUGCUGGUUCUGCAGCGAGGAGACUCGGUGUAUUUGACCAUGUUCGGUAGGGCGUACAGUGAGUCCACCUAUCACACCACUUCAUUCAGUGGAUUUCUCCUUCACGCGGAACAUGAAGAAACCCUGCACUAGAUUUUGGGCUUUGGGGCUACUUCAGGCGCGUUUUUUUGCAAUGCUUCCAAUUGCAAAGUGUUUAUCAUUCCUGGAACCUUGUAUGCAUAGGAACCUACAACCAAUUUCGAUCAUAAUUUGUAUGUCUUUUUCUCCCACUGUCUUUGCUUGCGUAACAUUCACAUAUUCCCUUAAAACACCUUUCUGUUGACGUUUCUGUGGAUGUUUUUGAGAGGCACGUAUUAUUCAUAUCAACGAGAAAUUAUGCAAAACUAAAAUAAUUAACACAAUAAACAAAUUUUUAAUCAUUCUCCAUGUACUUGAACAAUUUAGAAACAGCCAUUCACCUUCAACAAACUUAAUAAUGUAACAAUUUUACUUUGGAACUAAUUAAAUAUAAAAUUAAUUUUAAAAAUAAUGUCCU
This is a messenger RNA of Acanthaster planci (crown-of-thorns starfish), 1298 nucleotides long. Its product is annotated as complement C1q subcomponent subunit B-like. NCBI's taxonomy places the organism in Eukaryota, Metazoa, Echinodermata, Asteroidea, Valvatida, Acanthasteridae. The record is from RefSeq and is a predicted model, not a curated record.